ACUGAUUAUUUCUUUGAAAAAGGGCAGUGCGGCUUUGGCGUUCUGUGGAAGGCGGGCUGGCAGUACUGAGUCGUAACGUUUGUGGGUUUUCUCAGCUCGGAGAGUGCUGAUACCGCUGUCUGUGGGCCCCGUUAUCUGCCGUGACAGCGCGAAGAGUCUCGACGUGGACGUGGUCAGUUGGCGUGUCCCGACUUGGAGUGACGGCUGUGCGGUCCUAUGAUUUUCCCCACACGCUCUUCGCAUUGGCCCAUUUUCUGACAAACUAUAUCGCCAACUUCACGUAUACCGCAACCUUUUUCACCUCGGUUGGAAGCUGAAGACAAGACGGGCUUCAAGAUGUCUGUAGCGGGCUUGAAGAAGCAGUUUUACAAAGCCAGCCAGAUGGUGAGUGAGAAAGUUGGAGGUGCAGAAGGAACCAAACUAGAUGAUGACUUCAGAGACUUGGAACGGAAAGUGGAUGUGACCAGUAAAGCAGUGGUAGAGGUGAUCUCCAAAACAUCAGAGUACCUUCAGCCUAACCCAGCAUCGCGAGCCAAACUGUCCAUGCUGAACACCAUGUCCAAGAUUCGCGGUCAGGUGAACAACCCAGGCUAUCCUCAGGCUGAAGGGCUGCUGGGAGAGUGCAUGGCCAAGUAUGGGCGGGAGCUUGGAGAGGACACUAACUUUGGUGGCGCUCUGGUGGAUGUAGGAGAGGCCAUGAAGAGGCUGGCCGAAGUCAAAGACUCUCUAGACAUUGAUGUCAAACAGAACUUUAUUGAUCCACUGCAAGGGCUUUGUGACAAGGACCUGAGAGAGAUCCAGCACUAUCUGAAGAAGCUGGAAGGUCGCCGCCUGGACUACGACUACAAGAAAAAGCGUCAGGGAAAGAUCCCGGACGAAGAGGUUCGACAGGCUCUGGAGAAGUUUCACGAGUCAAAGGAAGUGGCUGAGAUGAGCAUGUACAACCUGCUGGAGACCGAUAUCGAGCAGGUGAGCCAGCUGUCGUCUCUGGUGGAGUCCCAGCUGCAGUACCACAGACAGGCCGUACAGGUGUUGGAGGAGCUUUCAGGCAAACUCGGAGACAGGAUGAAUGAAGCUCAGUCUCGAACAAGACGUGAAUACACACCCAAACCCAAACCCGUGUUUGACUUUGGAGACAACAACCAUUCAAAUGGAGGCUACUCGACCCCCAUGGCUCCUCCCCCGUCACGCAUCUCGGCCCCGGAACAGCCGAGCUGCAAGGCGCUGUAUGACUUUGAGCCCGAGAACGACGGAGAGCUGGGCUUCCGCGAGGGCGACAUCAUCACCCUGACCAAUCAGAUCGACGAGAACUGGUACGAGGGCACGCUGAACGGCCAGUCGGGAUUCUUCCCCCUCAACUACGUCGAGGUCCUCGUGCCGUUGCCACACUAAUGCAAAGAGAGGGAGCUAGGAGGAGACUGAUGUAAAGGAGGAGGGGAGAGGAGGUAGAAUGAGAAGAGAGCGAAGCGAAGUGGAGGGAUGGUCCGCAGAGGUUUCAUUUUUCACCUUCGGCUCCAAUGUCAUCAUCACAGAGCACUUUUUGGUCACCUGGAGUCCCGAAGAACUACCCGACCAGAAUAUCAGCGUUUCACAUGGAGAUCUGUUGUCCAACAGCAAGAAGCGUAUCGAGGACUAACUGAUGAAACAAUUUGUAAGGAGUUUUAACAACAAAUUAAUAAUGUAGAAAAAAUGAAUGUGGGUAAUUGGAGCGGUCGGGGUGACUCCUUCAUAUCGUUUUCUUGUAUUUGCAGUCUGUUUAAAACUCAGGUUGGUCACCAGAUUAAGUGGGGUGGGGGUCAUAACUUGGCUGAACAUUUUCCUCAUUUCAAAGUGAAAACUGGUGGUUUUCACUUCAGCUGUGGACUGGUUUGUGCCUCGUGAUGCCACCUGCUGGCAUGACUGAGAAUUACUAAACUGAGAUGGAACCACACACGACUAGCUGUAUUUAAAAAAAAAAAAAAAAAAAAAAUACUGCUUUGAUAUUUUAAUGAUAAACUUGAGCCAAAUUCUUCUCAGAUUUUGAACAUUUUCAGGUUUCCCCUGUUGCGUAACGACCUGUUUGUUUUAUCUCUGUCAGGCUGUGCAGCCACACUCACGGUUACUCCGUUCUAGUCUUUGAUCGGUGUCCGCUCAGCUGACUAUGGUAUCUUAGUAAAGUUCAGCUGGUAACGUGUGAGAGGAUGUUGUAACUGCACCUUUGUCCUCAAAUGAGAUUGAUGUGUGUGACGGACAUCUCCGGCGUCACACAGACCCGAAGGUUGCGUGUGUCCGACGUGUGGAAGAGCAGAGCGGUGUGUUCAGCUGAGGAGACGAUGCAGGAGACUUUAUAAAAUGCAAUAGAAACAUAUCGCUCGGCGUGCCUGUUUAAUGAUUCUGUAAAACAGCCAUACUUUAUAACGUUUCUGGCCUGUUUGUUAAACAUGUUAACCUUUUUUCAGCCUUGCGGCUCACUUUAGACACCCGUCGGCUACACGCAGAGAAAACGCUGCUGGCAGCGUCCAUCUCUCUGUCCCGCCAAUGUCGUCUUAGCUCAGAAACGUCCUCGUGCCCCGUCUUUCUGACGGCUCACGGGCUCUGAUUCACGUGAUUGGUUAGUAUGUUUAGGGCUGAUGGAGGCAGACUGUGUAGACAAGGCUGGCUUCUUGUUCUGGAUUUGGCCUCGGUGCACACCUGUGGGUGGAGUCUAAUCCAAUACACCCUGUACAGUCUGAGGGAACAAUGUGGAAGUAAAAGGGAACCACUGAGGGAAACCUGCAUGUAAGCGGAUCUCCGUUUGGAUUAUUUUGGAGAGCCUUUGUUAGCAAACCUUUCUCUUCAGUGCGUCUGAUUUCAGAUGCUGAAUGUUGAAUACACUGUGCAGUUUCUUCUUUUUGGUCCAUCACUCCAUGCUGCCAAACACCAACUCCUGUCUAACCUGUUUACAUCUUUGACCCUUCUGCACUUGGACGCUCACAUGAGGUUCGGGGCUGAGUGUGAGCAGAGAUGUGCUGUCUGGGUCUCACUGUUAUCAGAGCCAAGUCUUUGUUUUAGUGCCUUUGGAAAAGAGAGGAGGGGGAGUAUCCCAGCUUACACAGCAACCAAAACCUAACAACUUACGAUGGUCACAAUGACUUUUACUGCGUUUUCUCAUCGUCGUCACCUUCCCGUGUAAAGGGGACAUGCGCGUGUGCAUAUUUCUGCACAUUUUGAUGACACUACAUGCAGUUUCCUGGAUAUCUUGAUGUGACGUUUGUCAGCAGGCCACCAAAGGAAACUGUUUCUCUUUCUCACAGAGAUUAUAAUCCCGUUUCAACAUUUCUCACAGAUUACUCAUCGUAAAGGGUCGUGUCUUUGUUUCAUCAGUCUUAAAUGCUUUUUUCAAUGUUAAAUCAUUCUGACUCUCUAUAGUAUUAUUUUUUUUAUAUAUACAAGACCUAAAAACCUUUAAAUUAAUCUCUGCAUGUAGUCCUAUAUUACACCUAGUACGUGUAUAUCUUAGAUUUAAGUUACUUUUUACUUUUGGUAUGAAUACAGAAUUUAACUACAAUAUUGUGUCUUGUAUUAUCACAGUAUUUGUACAUGCUUCUGUCCUGUCCCCUCAUUUCCCUGUUCUUAAAAUAAAUAAAUAAAUACAGUUUUAAAUGAA
Messenger RNA from Oreochromis aureus, 3625 nucleotides. RefSeq names its product SH3-domain GRB2-like 1b (gene sh3gl1b). Gene Ontology annotation, cellular component: cytoplasm; presynapse; glutamatergic synapse. The record is from RefSeq and is a predicted model, not a curated record. Gene Ontology annotation, biological process: synaptic vesicle uncoating. The coding region runs from base 337 to 1392 and encodes 351 amino acids. NCBI's taxonomy places the organism in Eukaryota, Metazoa, Chordata, Actinopteri, Cichliformes, Cichlidae. Gene Ontology annotation, molecular function: protein binding. The transcript is spliced from 9 exons.